UGUUCUCCCUUCCUCCCCAGCUACAGCUUCCCAAGUCCAUCACCCAUCUAUUGGAACCAGCAGCGCCUCCUAAUCUAAAGUGUAUUACAUGCCACGUUGCCGAGCUCACUGAUGAGCGGUCCUUGGACGUAUAACACACAAACACACACACUCACACUCACACACCCUUACGCAGCAGCACACACACCACCAGCGCGCGCACGCAUUCAAUCACAAUCACACUCGCACCCGCAUGUGUGUGUGGCUGCUCCUUGCAUGUUUCCACGUUGCGUCGUUGCGCCCACCGGGUUCAAGGUGAGCCAUCAUGUCUCAGAGGCCUCUGGAGCAUGGCAAGCCUUUCCCUCCCCCCUUCUUCAUCCCGUCCCUCCCUCCAGUUCCACGUCCUCGGCUCCUCGGCGCCCCUCCCCCCCCCCUCUUACCCGUCGGCAGGCGUUCCGUACGCAGUCCCCCACCUCCCGUUGGUGGCCGUUGGCGCGGAGGAAGGGGGCAACGUCGGAUCCGUUCCUGACAAGACGCGACAGACUACUUGCUCUCACCCCGGCGUGGCGCGUAACGUCGUUCGUCGUUCGUCGUCAUACAUGGCUCGUCCUUUCUCUCACAUCGACGGUCCCGAAUCUCAUAAACACCAAAUAGGCUCAAAAACUUGUUUUAUUUCAUUCCCCCCCCUUC
This is a messenger RNA of Colletotrichum navitas, 669 nucleotides long. RefSeq lists its product as uncharacterized. The transcript has a single exon. Lineage: Eukaryota; Fungi; Ascomycota; Sordariomycetes; Glomerellales; Glomerellaceae. The record is from RefSeq and is a predicted model, not a curated record. The coding region runs from base 112 to 633 and encodes 173 amino acids.